CUAGUGGACGGGGCUUCUUCAACAACAACACGGCUACUGAUUCAACCACUUCGCUGCUUGCAAGCAAACACAAAACCUAAACAUUGAAGCUCUUUGGACCAUUUGUGUUUAUAUGAAUCUCAGUGUUUUAAACAAAAGUAUGUUUACAUAUACACUCCUUAACUUACAUGCAAUUUGCUUGUUUACUUAAAUAAGCAUAUUUGUUAAAUUCGUACUGAGUUUAGCACUAGGCUAGUUGCUAAAGCUAGCUAGCUAGCUAGCUAAUAUGAGUUCACUAAGCUACUGCCCUCUUGCUAAAGAAGAGGAUGUCUACCGGACGGAGAAAGAAGCUCUGGGGCUGAACAUUAUUGUAAAAGAUGAAGAGGAGAUUACAGUGAAAGGAGAGGAAGAAGCUUUCAGAAUAAAACAGGAGGAAGAGGAGGCUGUUACAGUGAAAGAAGAGGAAGAACCUUUUGGAGUGAAAGAGGAAGAGGGGAUAGAGGCUGUCACAGUGGAAGAGGAAGAGGAGGAUGUAGAAGCUUUCAGAAUGAAAAAGGAGGAAGAGGCCAUAACAUUGAAAGAAGAAGGGAAUUUAGUGAAAAAAGAGGAAGAACCUUUUGGAGUAAAAGAGGAAGAGGAGGCUAUCUCAAUAACAGAGGAGGAGGCUAUCUCAAUAAAAGAGGAGGGGGAAGAUGUUUUGGGAGUGACAGAGGAGGAUGGAGAUGGAGAGGAGGAAGAGACUGAAGAUCCUGUUAACACCACAGGGGAGAGACCAGACACAGACUCUCACUGUGACAGCUUGAAGAGUGCUUCAGGGGAACCAGACCCAGAGAUGUCCAAACCAGAAAGACGACGACACUGCUCUCAGUGUGGAAAGAGUUUUAGCUUGUUUGGGAACCUGAAACGACAUGAGAGGACACACACAAAGGAGAGACCCUACCAAUGCAUUCAGUGUGGAAAGAAUUUUAAUUCAUCAGAAUAUAUGAAAAAACAUGAAAAAAUACACUCUAAGCCUUACCACUGCUCCCAGUGUGAAAGAAGUUUUACCCAACGGGGGGACCUGAAAUCACAUGAGAGGACACACACAGGAGAGAAGCCUUACCACUGCUCACAGUGUGAAAGGAAUUUUUUCUCAUCGGGGUCCUUGAAAAGACAUGAAGGGACACACUCUGUGGAAAAACCUUUCCACUGUUCUCAUUGUGAAAAGAGUUUUAAGAAUUUAUGGAACCUGAAAGAACAUGAGCAAAGACACACAAUGGAGAAGCCUUUCCAAUGCUCCCACUGUGGAAUUAAAUUUACAUGGUUUCAACAACUUAAAGAGCAUGAAAGAAUCCACAUUGUAGAGAAAAGUUAUCCGUGCCUCCGGUGUGGAAAGAUAUUUAUGCAGUUAGGGCACCUGCAAGUCCAUGAGGUAACACACACAGGGGAGAAGCCAUACCAAUGCUCCGAGUGUGGAAAGAGAUAUAGCACCUCACAUGGACUUAAAAAUCAUCAGAAAACACACAUUGUGCUCCCACAAUUGUCUCAUAUUUUUGACUGAGAAUGUGUUUUUGUUUUUGCUAUACAUGAAAUCUAAUUAUAGAAAUUGGACUCAAAAAUAAAUUUGUAUGAUUUA
This is a messenger RNA of Oncorhynchus keta (chum salmon), 1594 nucleotides long. RefSeq names its product zinc finger protein OZF-like. Lineage: Eukaryota; Metazoa; Chordata; Actinopteri; Salmoniformes; Salmonidae. The coding region runs from base 266 to 1519 and encodes 417 amino acids. Gene Ontology annotation, molecular function: DNA-binding transcription factor activity, RNA polymerase II-specific; RNA polymerase II cis-regulatory region sequence-specific DNA binding. The transcript has 2 exons. The record is from RefSeq and is a predicted model, not a curated record. Gene Ontology annotation, biological process: regulation of transcription by RNA polymerase II. Gene Ontology annotation, cellular component: nucleus.